AUGGUUUUGAGCUUGUGUGUGAGCUUGGAUCUGAGCUUGUGUCUGAGCUUGUGUCUGAGCUUGUGUCUGAGCUUGUGUCUGAGCUUGUGUCUGAGCUUGUGUCUGAGCUUGUGUGUAAGCUUGUGUGUGAGCUUGUGCGUGGUUCAGCGAAUCUAUUUGCGCCUCUGCUGGUUUUCCUGCCUGGAAUGCUUGCGUUUGGGUAUAUGCAAUUGUUUCCUCUUGACGCGUCGAUUGGGCUCUAUUCGUGACGUCCGCUUUAGCUUGCACGUUUUCGCUAGCUUGAUCCACGGCGUCUCCUUCUCCCAGAGGGGUCAAUUGCGCCACUUUCUGGUUUUGUCGCUGCGCGUAUUCUUCCCUCGAUGUGUUUUUCUGUUUAUGCGUUGUAUGCGAUAUGUCACUAGCCAAUUCUGUCAGUUCUACUCGAGACUCAGAAUCGACCAGGGGUUUCCUAGUAUCGUAAGAUGCGACUUGUGCUACCACCGUAGCCAUGUCAGACAUACGACCCAGCAGUGA
Clavispora lusitaniae ATCC 42720 is the source of this 513-nucleotide messenger RNA. NCBI's taxonomy places the organism in Eukaryota, Fungi, Ascomycota, Pichiomycetes, Serinales, Metschnikowiaceae. The record is from RefSeq and is a predicted model, not a curated record.